UUAAUGAUUGCAAAAAUGUGUUUAAUAAAAAAAGUUCAUAAAAUAUCUUAAACAAUGAUUGUAAUUAAAUUACAAAGUGUAAUUUUAGGGGCAUAUGAUUAGAAAAAUAUAUGGAAUCAAAAUGGCACGUAGACGUAAAAGUGAAAUGAAAUCAUCUGUAAAGUCAUCCCUUAAGUAUGUACCUGUUCGAAAAUCUAGCAGACAAAUGGCCAAAAAGCAAUUAGAAGAGAAAAAAGUUAAUGGAGAUGUUUUACAAAUAUCUUACUCAAAUGACUCAGAAGAUAGAAAAAAUACUGCAGAAUACCAAAAUCAAGUUCUUCCAAAAAAGAAUCAAAAUUCUUUAAGGAAGUAUAACAAACAUAAGAGUGUUUCUAAUAGUAAUAUACUUGUAAUUAAUGAAGAGUGUUCAUAUUCAUCAUCACAAUAUAAGAAGGAUACUAGUGAAAGUGAUAGUCAAGAUGGAAUAGACAUUAUGAUUGAUCAAUCUGAAAAACUUAGUCCUGAGGAUGUUCAACAAGUAGUUGUUGGUAAUCCAAAUAAGGAAAUUGUAACUGAAUCUGAUUCUGCCGAAAUUGAAAUGUGGCCAGAAGAUGUGAUAGAAGAAACUAUAAUUUGUGAAGAGUUGGAAGUUAAAGAAGAUGUUAAAGAUAACAGUCUGAAACAAGAUGAUAAUAUGAUAGUAAAAGAGGUACUAAUUAUGAACAGCUCCUCUUUAGAAAGAAACAAUUUUGUAGAAUAUACUGUGAUACAAAACGAGAGUGGUAUGGAAUCUAUACUAAUGGAGUCUGAUUCUAGAAACACAUCUACUAACGAAUGUUGUUGUGAUACACAACAAGAUAUGUGUAAUUUACAUAAAACUAAACCAGAAGAUUCCAUAUCAGCCUUAUGUAUAGAUGUGCCAAUGACUUCUAAUGAUAAAAAUGACAAAUCAUCUAAUUUAGAAAAAUCAUAUAUUCAUAGUAAAAAUACAUUUGAUGAUCAAGAAGACUUAUACACAAAUAAAGAUAUGUGUACAAAAAGAUUACAAGAAAUUUUAUCUAAAGAUGAUGUGUUCUGCAAAAUAGACAACAAAUUAGCAGAUAUGCAAAUUAGUGAACCCUCAAAAGAAAUACAAAACUUAGUUAAUGAUUUAUCUAAUAUGGAAAACAUAAUGUCUCCAUUACAAAUUGCUGGUAACACAGAGAAAGUGAUACCAAUGAGUGUUGAUGAUGAAAGCAGUUCUUCAAUAUUAGAUAAAAUGGAACAGUUACAUCAGUCAAAUACUUCUGCUUUGUUGCUUGAUAAUACAGAUAAAAAUAUUACAGAAUUAAAUAAAUCUGAUUCCUGUAAUGAGAAAGUAGAAUUUACAAAUCAACAUUUACUAAAAUCAAAAGUUUUACAAGAUAAAAGGAAUGGAAAUCAACGUAAAACAGUAAACUCACAGCAGGUUAAUGAACAAUUAUAUGGUGAUAGUGAAGCUGAUAGUAAAAUUGAUGGAGAAGACACAAAACUUUCUAGUAGCAGUGAUAGCAGUAAUGAUACGUUAUUAUCUAUGACUAAUUGUAAACUAACAGAAUUUGAUACAAAGUGUAACAAUAAUUCAAAUGAUAUUGACAAAAAAGUUGAAUUUAGAAGUAGGAGUGGUAGUACUGAUACAACAGGUUCAGAAAGUGGAUCUAAUAGUUCUGGUGUAAGAAGAAGUAGUAGAAUUAGAUCCAUUGGUUUAAUGAAGCAAAGGUCUCGUGGACGUGGUUUAGUUACAAAACCUAAUAUAGAUGUUUCAAAAUCAAGUGUUCAGCAAGAACGAGAAAAAAUAGCCAAUAACACUAUUUUGAUUGCUCAAGAAAUAAAAAUAGAUAACCUACCUGAACCACAAUCAGAUAAAGAGAAUAAUGUCAGUAAGACAGUAAAUACAUUUGAUUCUCUUACAUCCCUAGCAACAACUUGUAAUACUGCAGGCUAUGAUUCUGAUUCCUCUAAACCUGUUAAAGUAAAAUCUCGUUGGCGAAGAUCAAGUGAACUUGAGAUGGGUGGAUCAAAUACAGGAACUGUAUCUACAUCAGCAGUUGGGUCUGCAUUUGGAACCAUAGCUACAAAUACAUUUGAAUCGGGUUCAUCUUCAACACUCAAGUCUACAACCGGAAUUAUAACAGAUGUUAGCUUUUCAGAUUCCACAUCUGGAUCUGCAUCAACAACUGCAUAUAUUCAAUCUAACAUAGAUAUAGAACAAGCAAAGGAGACAUCAGCUAACAAUAACAGUAUUGUACAAAUUCCAAAACUUGUUGGUGCAAAAAUCUCAUUACCUAUGGUUCCUGAAAUAAAAGACAGAGAAAUGGAAGAAAGGUUAAGCCAAUUUGAAUAUUUGCGUGAAAAUUUAUAUCUGACAGAAAGGUAUACAAAUAAAGAAACAAAACGAAUGGUGUGUGAUUGCUUUCUAACAGAAGAAGAAAUUGAAAGGGGUGAACUAGGUUGUGGGGAAGAUUGUCUCAAUAGACUUCUUAUGAUAGAAUGUGGACCUCGAUGUGUAGUAGGCGAUCGCUGCACAAAUAAAAGAUUUCAAAAUUGUGAAUAUGCAAAGUGUGAAGUAUUUAGAACAGAAAAAAAAGGAUUUGGCUUACGAGCUAUGGUUGAUUUAUUAGCGUAAGUAAUUUCAAAUAUAGUUGUAAUAAACAUAAUAAAAUUCUUUAUAAUAAUCGAUAAAAAUAAACAUUAUUAUUUUAUGGCAUUAAAAUCUGAUCAAAUUAUUGAUGCUACUAUGAAAGGAAAUGUUUCUCGAUUUAUAAAUCACAGUUGUGAUCCAAAUUCUGAAACACAGAAAUGGACAGUGAAUGGUGAAUUGAGAAUAGGCUUUUUUAAUAAAAAAUUUAUAUCUGCUGGUGAAGAGAUUACAUUUGACUAUCAUUUUCAACGUUAUGGUAAAGAGGCACAGAAAUGUUUCUGUGAAGCUCUUAACUGUCGUGGUUGGAUUGGCGAAACACCCGAAGAAGAAAAAGAAAAGAUUGAGAAAAAAGAGAAACGUGAGAAAGAUAUGAGAAAGAAGAAAGGUGAAAAGAAACAAGCUGAUUACAUGGAAGAUGAAGAUUUGGAGGAUGAAAUAGAUAAGUUAUGUUCAGGUGGUUUGAAAAAUAGAGCUCACACAUUGACAUUAAGUAGAUUAAUGGUACGUAGCAGGGAGUUAGAACACAGAACACGUCUUUUACGUCUUAUACAAAGUGGAGAACAGCCAUGUCGAAGAUUAUUUUUGGAUUACCAUGGUUUACGCUUAAUUUGGAGUUAUGUUAUGGAUAUUUCUACAAACGACUCUGAUGAAGCGCAACAAUUCCGGCUGGAAGUUUUGAAGACCCUAAAUACGCUUCCAAUUCCUAAUAAAACGAUGUUAAUGGAUAGCAAAAUUUACAAUGUAGUAGAAAAGUGGUCAAAACGAUUAUAUUUUUCUCUGAGUGGAGAUUCUCCAGAAGAUGAUCAAGGGAAAUUGAAAUCAAAUAAUGACGAAUUGCAAAUUAAUUAUGACAGUAGUGAAAAAAGAAGCUCCUAUCAAUUAACUGAUAUAGACAAACAAGAAAAUAGUAUAGAAACUACUGAAAUAAAACCUGACAAUGCAGAUCAAAAUCUUAUUCCUGAAUUAGCGUCAAGCCUGUUAUCUGAGUGGUCAAAUCUGAAGGAAGUUUUUCGUAUACCAAAAAAAGAAAGAAUUGAACAAAUGAAAGAACAUGAAAGAGAAGCAGAUCGUGGAUACAGAGAGGAAUUAGAAAAAGAGGAAAAAAGAGGAACAUCAUAUGACAGGCAUAGAUCUGAUAGAUAUGGAAGAAGUGAAACAGAGAAACGUGGGGAUAGAAGACGAGGACGCGAAUCUCCAGAAUCUGAACACAUUCGAACAAAAGAUAAGAGAAUAGAAGAGAGGAGUAGUUUAGUUCCAAUUCCACGAAUGACAAAAUAUGAACGUAGACAGUUAUUUGCCUUAAAAGUAGCUAAAGAAGAAGAAGAGCGACAACGUCGGCAGCAACAAGAAUCGUGGCAAGAUCACGAAACUAGAUGUAUAGCAUUAGGUAUAGACCCUCAUACCACAGCUAUGGUAGAUCCGCAAACAGGACAUCCUGUUUUCUAUAAUCCAUCGAUUGGGCAAUGGCAACAGUACCCUUCACAAGAUGGAGAAAUGAAUCAACAGUGUACGCCAGUAUAUGUAGGUGGACCACAGACAGUAUCAGGUCAUACACAACCUGGAAUGGUACCACAAAGCUCACAUGUCCUACCACCAUCAAUUUCUUCUGAGAUAUCACCUGGCAUGUCAAGUAGUAUACCUUCAGGUGUACCUCCAGUAGUAUACACAUUAAGUCAAACGCCUGUAUUUAAUCAAACAACAACAGCUUAUCCUUUACUAUCUCAUUGUCACCAACAAUAUCCUGAAGGUCAACUGCCACUUUCAAAUAAUUUAAUUCCUAGUGGAACAUCGGUUACACUUCAAACUCAGCCUCUAUAUGAGCAUAUUGAAAAGCAAUCAGAUCAACCGUUUCCUACAACAUUUAGACAGCCACAGCCUGAAGUACCUCCUAUAGAUUUACCACCUAAAUGGAAGAGUGCAACUGAUACUAGAGGCAGAACAUAUUAUUAUCACAUAAAAGAACGAAUAUCACAAUGGUUACCUCCCCCGCCAGAUCACAUUGGAGUUCAACCAGAUUCAUCAUCAACCUCAGAAUCUAGCGAAGAAUCUAGUUCAUCAAAUGAAGACGACGAAGAAAUCGAUGAAGAUAAUAACGAAGAUUCGAAAAACGAAGAAAUAAAUUUAAAUAGCACUUUAAUAGAAAAAUCCUUAAAUGGUACUAAGCAGAAUGUGGCUAAAAAAAGUGGAGUUCAUAAUAUAACUGGAAGUUCAGUACCUUUCCCAGAAGGCAAAAAAAGAAGAGAAGGUUUAGUUCAAGAAAGGAUUAUUAGUCCACGCCGAGAAGAAGAUCGUAUAGAUCAUAAAACGCACAAAGGAAUAAAAGAAAAAUUACGUCGUCAGAAAGAAAAAGCCAAAUUUAAAGAACACGUUGAAAAAAUACGAAGACAUCGCCGUAGUAACAAAUCUAAAUCACAUUCACGUCAUAGUUUGAAUAAAUUACAAUUACCUUCGACCGACCUUUCCACAAUGUCGGAACGAAAGAUCAAAGAUACUUUUAGGAUAAAUAUGGCAAAUGUCAUGGUACAUUUUUUGAAUCCAUAUAGGAAAAAUGAUUGUAAACAAGGUAGAAUAACCAAUACAGAAGAUUUUAAACAUCUUGCCAGAAAGCUUACACAUUUUGUACUUGCGAAAGAAUUAAAACAUUGUAAAAGCGUUGAUGAAUUACAAUGUAAUGAAAAUGUUAAACAUAAAGCUAAAGAUUUUGUACGUAAGUAUAUGAGUAAAUUCGGUGCAGUUUACCAGAAAAGUACAGACGAAGAUUAA
Messenger RNA from Habropoda laboriosa, 5401 nucleotides. It is a transcript of the gene Set2, whose product is annotated as probable histone-lysine N-methyltransferase CG1716. The record is from RefSeq and is a predicted model, not a curated record. Gene Ontology annotation, biological process: regulation of DNA-templated transcription. Gene Ontology annotation, molecular function: histone H3K36 methyltransferase activity; protein binding. The transcript has 14 exons. NCBI's taxonomy places the organism in Eukaryota, Metazoa, Arthropoda, Insecta, Hymenoptera, Apidae. Gene Ontology annotation, cellular component: nucleus; chromosome.